Messenger RNA from Vespa crabro (European hornet), 2664 nucleotides. RefSeq lists its product as uncharacterized. Bases 651 to 2078 code for a protein of 475 amino acids. The record is from RefSeq and is a predicted model, not a curated record. The transcript has 10 exons. Lineage: Eukaryota; Metazoa; Arthropoda; Insecta; Hymenoptera; Vespidae.
UUUCUUUCAGGAUUCACUAUCUAUUUUAUUCUUGAAAAAACAAUUCAGUAUUUGAUACGACAUAAAUACAUUAUAUAUUUCUAGGGAUUUUAAUUUUUAGUUAUAAGAUUCUUUACCAGCAGUCGAUAUGUUAUCGACUAUUACUCAGUAAAAAUUAAGAAUUCCACUCGAUGUCUCUAGUAGUUUAGUUACAUGUUGGUAAACGAAGACCAUUGUAUUAUUGAUCGCUAGAAACGCAUGCGCAUCGCUUAAUCGGAUUAUAUGUGGAAAGCGUAAUGCGAGCUGUAUUGAAAGAAACGUAAGCAGCUGCAACACUUAGCGUAGCGCAAAUCGACGGAGCUUUCUGUUCAAACGUUACUUUUACGACCUGUCAUAUUUCUUUGAUAAAACAGCUCGUUUUGGAAAUUUAAUUCAUUGACAUACACCAUAACGUAAAGUUUUGUUUGAAAUCGCGCUUUUAAAAGCGAAUAAGACAUAGGCUGACGUCGAUUUGAAUAUUUAUGUAAAUCUGUUAGAGUGUUUCUUGGUGCGUUUUUAAACGAAACUCGAAGAUGUGAUCGAGUUUUAUCGAUUACGAUUAUUUGUAUAUGGUGUUAAGAAAAGACAAUAGUGUCACGUUGAAACUAUAAAUCUUAAUAAUAAAAGAAGAUAUGGUGGACGUUACAACGGCUUUGCCAUCGACGGCAGGAGGCUCUUUAAUUGGUCGUACUCGAGGAGCUCUCAGAACUGUAAGAUCCGCUUUAGGUGGUAGUGGCGAAUACCUUCAAGGCUUAGGGAAUAGAAUAGGAUCAGCAUUGAGUAAUAGUUUAGAAGAGAAUGAAUUGACAACACCAUCCUCAACUCCCUCGUCACCUCCCCAUCAACCAGUGAAAGAAGAGGAGCACUUGGCGCGUAGAAAAUUGAGACUUCCAAGAUUCGGUGCAGGCUUAUCAUAUGAGGAUUACGAAGCAAUGGCGAGGCAUAAAUUGGAGCGACAAGGUAGUGCCAGCUUGUCGAGAAAUUCGAGGAAGUAUCCACGUGGAAUGACGUAUGAGGAAAUAGCUUCAUCGAGAUCAACAUCGCGCAAGAGACAAGAAGAUAAAUCUAAUGAAUACGAGGACAACAGUCCAGAUAGAGAUAGCCAAGAGAGUAUAGAACCACUUCAGGAAAAGGACAUCAAAGCUACCGGACCUGAUCCUUAUGAUAAAUUGAAUUAUAAAACAGCAAGGGCUCCGACCCGCUAUCAGACGGUCAUUUUUCGGUUAGAUAUGCCUUGUAGCAGCGAUUCGACCAGCGAUCAGGAUGGUUAUGGCCCCAGUACCAGUUUAGAUUCGAACAUGGAUGGACGUAGAUUUUGGCAAAGAUCAGGUUCCUCCAGUUCCGUUCAAUCCUGGGCAUCCAGUUUAUCGGCUGAUAGCCAAUCGGAAGAGGCAGCUGCUGAUUUUAUGAAAACUUUUGUUCCUUUGCUUUUCGAGGCUCCAAACACCAUAGAUCAAGAACAAAAGGCAAAUUUCGGUCAAAUGGUCCUUACGGAAUCCGGUAGGAUAUGGUUCUCCAGGGUGGUUAAUGCAAGAAGAGCACGUGCGUGUGUAACAGAAGCUUCAUUUUACUCACUCGCUCAACAUUUUGCCGUGGCACUUUUCGAAUGCCAUGAAGCUGACGAUUUUGCGCCAGCCAAAAAUUUAAUGAAUAUGUGUUUUACUUUUUAUCACGAAGUCGAGGUACCAGGCUUGGAACCAUAUCGAGAGUAUCUUUAUACUCAUUUACGCGUUCAACCAAUCUGGACAUCAAUGAGGUUUUGGACCGCAGCUUUUUUCGAUGCUGUACAAUGUGAAAGAGCUUUAAGACCGGUACCACCGAGACCAAAAUCUCUUGAUCAGGAAGCGAUUGCAGCAGAAGAUAGAAAAUUUCAAGCUAAUAUAGUCUUCGGGCAAUUAGGUACUUUUACCUGUAACAUGCACGCCUUCGGUCUCUCCCGUGCCCUUUGUUUGGAGUUUCUCAGAAAACAGUGCGUGAUUGCAAAUUUAACGGGAGAUCAAGAAAAAAUGCUACGCGAUAAUAUAGAAAGGAUGUAUAAUGAGACAGAACCAUGGCGGUAGUUUCAUUUCUUGUAAAGAUUUUAUGAAUUUUUACUUAUCGAAUUAUCGUAUAGAAUUAUGAAAAAAUGAAAUUGUAUAAAGCUAUGAUCGUCGAUGAAAUAAGGGUACGAAUUGCGAUAUCGUCAAUUAAAAUUUAAAAAAAAAUUAUCUUAAGAGCGGAUGCCACGUGAUAUCCUGAUAUCGAAUACAGUGAGAGAAAUUGUCAAUUUUACAUGUGUAUAAUGGUAAAAGCGGGUGUGAUCAAAGUAUUCGAGAUAUUAUGUAUUAUAACGGUGAUUCAUAUAGCUAAAAAUGAAACGUGUGUUCAAAAAUUCAUUAUAGCAAAUGUGAUUGCAUUGAAAUUUGAAAUAUACGAGGAUGAGUUUUUGAUUUCACACUUUGAAAGUUAUGCAAUUUAUGAUAAUGCACAAAUUUCAUUUUUACGUUGAAAAUAUUUAUUAAUUAAUAUGCAUAUAAAUAAUAAUUAUAUGCAUUUUAAAUAAUAAUUAUACAGAGAAAACAUUCGUGUUGCUUUCUUCAAAUGGCAUAAAUGCACUGAUAGUGUCAGGCUUAAUAAUGACAAUAAAGUUUGAUGGUUCUAAUCAAA